Molecule: messenger RNA, 1788 nt
Organism: Lathyrus sativus (Indian pea)
Lineage: Eukaryota; Viridiplantae; Streptophyta; Magnoliopsida; Fabales; Fabaceae
Source: the annotation of a GenBank genome assembly
AUGGCUAUCUUCUUUCUUCCUUCUAGUUCUCAUGUUCUUUUUGUUGCAUUCAUGUUGUUUUUUGUCACUAAUAUUUCAGCUCAACCACUUCAACUCAGUGGAACAAACUUUUCAUGCCCGGUGGAUUCACCUCCUUCAUGUGAAACCUAUGUGACAUACUUUGCUCGGUCUCCAAACUUUUUGAGCCUAACUAACAUAUCUGAUAUAUUUGAUAUGAGUCCUUUAUCCAUUGCAAAAGGCAGUAACAUAGAAGACGAGGACAAGAAGCUUGUUGAAGGCCAACUCUUACUAGUGCCUGUAACUUGUGGUUGCACUAGAAAUCACAAUUUUGCGAAUUUUACCUACACAAUCAAGCUAGGUGACAACUAUUUCAUAGUUUCAACCACUUCAUACCAGAAUCUUACAAAUUAUGUGGAAAUGGAAAAUUUCAACCCUAAUCUAAGUCCAAAUCUAUUGCCACCAGAAAUCAAAGUUGUAGUCCCUUUAUUCUGCAAAUGUCCGUCGAAGAAUCAGUUGAGCAAAGGAAUAAAGUAUCUGAUUACUUAUGUGUGGCAGACUAAUGACAAUGUUACCCAUGUAAGUUCCAAGUUUGGUGCAUCACAGGUGGACAUGUUUACUGAAAACGAUCAAAACUUCACUGCUUCAACCAACGUUCCGAUUUUGAUCCCUGUGACAAAGUUACCGGUAAUUGAUCAACCAUCUUCAAAUGGAAGAAAAAACAGCACUCAAAAACCUGCUUUUAUAAUUGGUAUUACCCUAGGAUGUGCUUUUUUCGUUGUAGUUUUAACACUAUCACUUGUUUAUGUAUAUUGUCUGAAAAUUAAGAGAUUGAAUAGGAGUACUUCAUUGGCGGAGACUGCGGAUAAGUUGCUUUCAGGUGUUUCGGGUUACGUAAGCAAGCCAACAAUGUAUGAAAUGGAUGCGAUCAUGGAAGCUACGAUGAACCUGAGUGAGAAUUGUAAGAUUGGUGAAUCAGUUUACAAGGCCAAUAUAGAUGGUAGAGUUUUAGCUGUGAAAAAAAUCAAGAAAGAUGCUUCUGAGGAGCUGAAAAUUCUGCAGAAGGUAAAUCAUGGAAAUCUUGUGAAACUUAUGGGCGUGUCUUCCGACAACGACGGAAACUGUUUCCUUGUUUACGAGUAUGCUGAAAAUGGAUCACUUGAUGAGUGGUUGUUCUCGGAGUUGUCGAAAACUUCGAACUCCGUGGUCUCGCUUACAUGGUCUCAGAGAAUAACAGUAGCAGUGGAUGUUGCAGUUGGUUUGCAAUACAUGCAUGAACAUACUUACCCAAGAAUAAUCCACAGAGACAUCACAACAAGUAAUAUCCUUCUGGAUUCAAACUUUAAGGCCAAGAUAGCGAAUUUUUCAAUGGCUAGAACUUCAACAAAUUCCAUGAUGCCAAAAAUCGAUGUUUUUGCUUUUGGGGUGGUUCUGAUUGAGUUGCUUACCGGCAAGAAAGCGAUAACAACGAAGGAAAGUGGUGAGGUGGUUAUUCUGUGGAAGGAUUUCUGGAAGAUUUUUGAUCUAGAAGGGAAUAGAGAAGAGAGCUUAAGAAAAUGGAUGGAUCCUAAGCUAGAGAAUUUUUAUCCUAUUGAUAAUGCUCUUAGUUUGGCUUCUUUAGCAGUGAAUUGUACUGCAGAUAAAUCAUUGUCAAGACCAAGCAUUGCAGAAAUUGUUCUUUGUCUUUCUCUUCUCAAUCAAUCAUCAUCUGAACCAAUGUUAGAAAGAUCUUUGACAUCUGGUUUAGAUGCUGAAGCUACUCAUGUUGUUACUUCUAUAGUAGCUCGUUGA